CUACCAAAUGUCAUUCCAAUUGCCUUUACACAUUAUUUUUGGAAAAGCGGUAGCGGUAAAUUUUGUGCAAAAAUAGAAAGGUGUACGCCAAUAGAGAAAUAAAGUUAGAAAAUCAAAACAUUCUGAUUAUCAUUUCGAGAAAAGCUCAAGCAAUUAUCUUAUUUUAGUACGCAACAUGUUGAUUAAAGUAAAGACACUAACCGGCAAGGAAAUAGAAAUCGACAUUGAGCCUACAGACAAAGUGGAUAGAAUCAAGGAGCGAGUAGAGGAGAAAGAAGGAAUACCACCACAGCAACAGCGACUUAUUUUCUCUGGCAAGCAAAUGAAUGACGACAAAACCGCCGCCGAUUACAAAGUGCAAGGUGGCUCAGUGCUCCAUUUGGUUCUAGCGUUGCGCGGUGGACUAUACUUAAUUAAGGCAUAGAAAAAAUAAAAUAACAAAAUUUAAAUAAUGGAAAUGCAUAAAUGUUGUGAAGCUAAAACAUGAAUAUUUGAGUGCGUGUCCCACAAAAAUUCGAUUUUCAUAGAUAUAAUCUCAAUGAUAUGAUGUUUGAGCUUUCUUGGAGAAAUAAAAGGAAAACAAUUUUCUAAUAAAAACUGA
Bactrocera latifrons is the source of this 601-nucleotide messenger RNA. RefSeq names its product NEDD8 (gene Nedd8). The coding region runs from base 176 to 424 and encodes 82 amino acids. The record is from RefSeq and is a predicted model, not a curated record. The transcript has 3 exons. Gene Ontology annotation, molecular function: ubiquitin protein ligase binding; protein tag activity. Gene Ontology annotation, cellular component: nucleus; cytoplasm. Lineage: Eukaryota; Metazoa; Arthropoda; Insecta; Diptera; Tephritidae. Gene Ontology annotation, biological process: regulation of proteolysis; protein neddylation; modification-dependent protein catabolic process.